ACGUUCGGAUUCGAAAGGGAAGUCCAACUGCACCGAUUGGUGAACCUACUCGGAGAUUUAAGGGAUCCCAUUUCUGUCAUUCAAGUGCUAGGACUACCAGGAAUGGGAAAAACAAAAGUCGUGAAAAGCUUUGUGAAGCUAAAAAACGUACCAUUCGCGUAUGUAAACUGUUUAAUGGCUCUUUAUCAAUCAGGUAAGUCAGCAAAGAAUGUGAUUUAUCACACAAUUUUGAAAGAGCUCAGCACAAAUUUGUUACAUGAAUUUGAGGAAUACAAAAGUUCAAAUGGCUUCACAAAUUAUUCUCAUGAUCCGACCAAGUUAGUUCCCAACCAUGUGUCCAACACGGAUGUUUUUUUUAAUGUUCUUCAUAAGUUGUUGUCCUUUCGGCCCGAGGAUGGUAGGGGUGGUGGGGGGGAUCCAUCUCCUGGGAAGAAACGCCGUCAUGGAGGGAAGCAGCAAAGGCAAGGUGGCAGUGGAAACACAUCGGAGGAAUCAACCAACGGAAUGACAUCCACUAAGCACCACCUCCACAAAGACAAGCUGUACGACCGAUCAGUGGUGAUCAUCCUAGAUAAUGUACGGUACCUAGUGAGAACCCACCCGGAUUUAUUUUACGCUUUGACAAGAAUCCAUGAAUAUAUUCGAGGCCCAUAUAAUGAUAUGACUAAAGCGAACAAGACAACGAGAGGAUUGUGUAUCAUCCUAAUAAAUCGGUCCCCAUUGCCGGAUGAAAUUUUUGAUGGGUUGCCCCAACCUCCAACGGUGUGGUUUGACUCUUACACAGCAGAUAUGUGCAAAAAUAUUUUAUACCGACUUUACAACACCAUGUGUUUCGAAUCGCUGCUCACAUACAACGACAAGGAUUUGAAGAUCUACUGUGUGAAGGAAAAUAAAACGGAGUUUUUAAUAAAAAGGAACAACGUCAUCCUAGACAACGAAGUCAUUUGUGACAUCUGGUACAGAUAUGUGGACUACAUAAUUAAUGUGUCAUAUAAGGAUUACAAGAGUGACUUUCACGAGUUGCUUUUUAUAUGUGCGCACAUGUGGCCUCUGUUCAUAAAACCCAUCCUAGAGGGUACCUUAGAACCCAUCGUAGAAAAUAUGAACGCUCUCCAAAGGAAUAUAGACACACAUAUCCGAGUGGCUACGUACAACCAUGCUAGCCAUUUUACAUUCGAACUAAUUGAUUCCGUUUUUUUGAACGAAAAUAAUUUAAAAAAUAAAAUCGACUUAUCAUUCUAUUCAAGAGUUUUACUUGUAGGGGCAUAUUUAGCCUCGAGGAAUUUACCCCUAACGGAUAAACGCUUCUUCAAUGCCACUGUAAAGGGGGGUGCCUUUACCCUACCCAAGAAGAGAAAGGGCAGGAGUAAAAACGAAUCUAUUUUAACCUUAAUUGGUCAGGCUAUUCCAAAAAAUUUCACCUUCAUUCGAUGGAUAUGCUUAACAGACUGCCUCCUCGUGUGCUUCUUCAACGAGAAACUAACACUGAACAGCCUUAUCUGUCACCAAAUAAAUACCCUCAUUCAGCUGGGAUUUAUUAGCUUCUGUUGUGCAAAUAAUAUGUCUUGCUUGGUCCGCAACAGCUUGAUGAAUGGAGUGCAGUGGAGUGGAUACUGUGGCAGUGCGCUGCUUAACUCCACUAACAAUUUUUCCUCCCUCGGCAAUAACAUUUUUUCAGAGAGCGCAAACUCGGUUUCGUACGAGUCGCUUGACCCCUACACCAAGCUCGCCAUCCAGGUCCCCGAGGAAACCAUCCGCAGCAUCGCCAGGGACCUGAAGAUCCCCCUCGACGAGUUGAUUCUCUGA
Plasmodium cynomolgi strain B is the source of this 1806-nucleotide messenger RNA. Its product is annotated as origin recognition complex subunit 5. Gene Ontology annotation, cellular component: nucleus; nuclear origin of replication recognition complex. The annotation marks the transcript as partial. Lineage: Eukaryota; Apicomplexa; Aconoidasida; Haemosporida; Plasmodiidae. Gene Ontology annotation, biological process: DNA replication; DNA replication initiation. Gene Ontology annotation, molecular function: DNA replication origin binding. The record is from RefSeq and is a predicted model, not a curated record. The transcript has a single exon.